Penaeus vannamei (Pacific white shrimp) is the source of this 1378-nucleotide messenger RNA. The record is from RefSeq and is a predicted model, not a curated record. NCBI's taxonomy places the organism in Eukaryota, Metazoa, Arthropoda, Malacostraca, Decapoda, Penaeidae.
AUGUGCAAAGGACCUCACAGAGCUGGCUCCUCGAACAGCCGAACCCUCCCGUCUCAUUCUCUCGCUCGACGCCGCCCCGAACACACACACCACCUCCUCUUCUCCUCCCGCGGUGUCCGUCAGCCUCCGAAAGACACGAGGCUCUUUCAUUCGUUUCGGUCUUUCGAGUUUCUUCUUCGGUCCCGUCAGCAUGUGGGGAUUCGGUCUGGCGCUCCUCGGGGUCUGGCUCUCGCGCGGGCUCAGCAUGGCGUCGAGGAACCUAAAGACACGCAGAUCCUGGAAUCUCGUCAGGGGCUCCCAUUUCUUCAGGGACUUACUCCUAGCCCUUUGCUCGGAAUCCAAAACCCUCUGCAGCAGCUGCUUCUCGGCCAGAACCCUCUGCUUCAGGAACUUCAGGGACGACAGAACUUGGGCAUCCCGGGAGCAGGAAUCCUGCCCGGAUUAGCUGGUCUCGUGGGAAAUUCCCCCGGGAUGGGGCUGCUGCAGCUUUUGGUGCAGGGCCCACAGGCUCUCAAUAGACUCGGCGCCUUGUCCCUCGGAGUGAGCCCCUUGGCACAACUGGCAGCCCUGAGGCAGUCAGACUUGCAAGCAAGACUCCAGCAGGGUCCAGGUUUCCUUGUGCCUGGGAGAUCCGGGGAAGAUCAAGAGUCUGUGCAGGAUCUUAUCAACCUGGCUCACGUUCUUGGCGUAGGGGGACCCAGCGACUUCCGAAGCGAUGACAGAUUCAGCAGAAAUCCGUCAAUUUUCUCAGAACGAAAGGGCGUCCGUGAAGACGAUCUGUCAACGCUUCUGCAGAGACUGAACGCCUACCCUGAUCCCACCCGCUCAGUGCGCUUCCCGCGCGGGGAGAGCACCCACGGCCUCCUGUCAGAGAGCGGGCGAUCCAGCGGAGUGGGAUCCAGCAGGUACCUCCAGGAACUCACGGGUCUGGAGAGGAGCGACGCGAGGUCGUCCUCCAUCGGCCGCAUCGGAAGCGUCGAGUCGCAGCCCAUCUUCGUGAGGGAGCGGCGACGCCAGUCCGCAAAGACGGAGGACUCCGGGGAGAACUUCAGAUUCCCCAACUACAGCUGAGUCGACCCGCCAGGGAUCGCCGCAGCAAGUCCUUUCGCUCGCACGGACUUCGCAGAGCCACAGCAAACACUAGGGUUCGCUGAAGGAGGUCUGAGGACUAGAGAAGGGUCCCCUAUGCCCUUUGACCCCUAGAGGAGAGGAUCACAGGAUCCAAACGCUCCGAGGUCCUUACUCUUACUGCAGAUCGGCGUUAGCACGUUGAUACUGCAAUCUAUCUUUACCUUGUUUUAACUUUUAGUGCACUGUAACUGAAGUUUAUAUAGCUGGUGAUGGCAUUAAUUUUUAAUACCAUUAUAUAUUUUUAUUA